Fusarium falciforme is the source of this 1041-nucleotide messenger RNA. RefSeq lists its product as hypothetical. Bases 1 to 1041 code for a protein of 346 amino acids. The record is from RefSeq and is a predicted model, not a curated record. The transcript is spliced from 3 exons. NCBI's taxonomy places the organism in Eukaryota, Fungi, Ascomycota, Sordariomycetes, Hypocreales, Nectriaceae.
AUGUCGACAACCACAGCAGUACCCGAGUUCUUUGAACUCAGCUGGUCGAUCCUCUUCACCGUCUGCAUGGGAAACGUCUUCUUUGGCUUUCUCGUCUGUGGUAUUACGAGGUUCACCCCUCUAGCUCUUGUGCCCAUCAUCACAUCCGCAGCUGGAGCCAUCGCAAAUGGCCUCUGUUACUACGCCAACUAUGGGAAUCACCCACCCAUUCCCACAGCCGUGACCUCGACUCUUGGGGAUAUCCUCUGGCCGAUUCAAGAAGUGGGAUUGCUUGGGUACAGCUACAUGAUCCUUCAGCAGCUUCUAACAGGAAGCCGUCGGCGGAUAUUCCAAGGAUUAUUCUGGAGUUUCAUCGGAGUCAUUGUCGUGGUCCGUGUUGUCAUCAUCGUCUUCAGGGUGCAGUACAUCCUGCACGGCAACGCGAGUCAUCUCGUCACCGUCAACUACGUCCACAUCGGAUACUUUGGCUCCAUCGCAAUUCUUGAGUGCAUAAGCGCCUAUUUCCUCAUCACGACUCUGGUUGCCGCUGAGCGUGCAUCUCUUCAAGCCGCGCUGCGAGUUGGUCUCUUCAGAUAUUUGGCGCGAAGCACAGAAAUUCGAGUGGCUCUUCUUGCAGUCCAGGGUGUUUUCCGAACGGUUACCCAUGCCAUCAAGACUCCGGGACAGCAGGUGAGCAACAUCGGAAGCCAGCUUGAUCGAUUCGCCUACGCUCUCCUCUGUCUCUUUCCUGUCGUCUUAUACAUCGAUUUGCUGGCGUCCAAACUCAAGUCAGGAAACGGCGGAUCAUCAUCCUACACUGGAGCCAAUGGCAAGACCCAGUCCAAGAAUCGACAAGAAGCCUCGGCCAGGGUGAUCACCAUUGACAGGAAGGGGGGCGAGGAGGCAGUGUAUGAGUCAAGGAUAACUACUCGGAGACACAGUUCGCAGGAGUGCAUCAUGGAGACGGAGUCUUUCGGGACGGGUCCAUCUGAUGUUCCGCUUGAGGAAUUAGAUGUGACUGCCCAUACAAAUGAUCGGCGACAUAGUCGGGUUGGACCUUGA